Messenger RNA from Argentina anserina (silverweed cinquefoil), 1456 nucleotides. RefSeq names its product 60S ribosomal protein L3-like. The record is from RefSeq and is a predicted model, not a curated record. The transcript is spliced from 6 exons. Gene Ontology annotation, cellular component: cytosolic large ribosomal subunit; ribosome. Gene Ontology annotation, biological process: translation. The coding region runs from base 124 to 1293 and encodes 389 amino acids. NCBI's taxonomy places the organism in Eukaryota, Viridiplantae, Streptophyta, Magnoliopsida, Rosales, Rosaceae. Gene Ontology annotation, molecular function: RNA binding; structural constituent of ribosome.
GAGGAGUAUCGACGGGCCCUAGAAUAUUUUGGUCUUGAGACCACUAUUUAAGAGCAACCCUAAAACUCACAACUCUCGACUGUCGCCGCUGCUCGAAAGCUCAGCUCCUCGAGAAGAAGAAGAAUGUCGCACAGGAAGUUUGAGCACCCCAGACAUGGAUCCCUUGGAUUUCUCCCAAGGAAGCGAGCCGCCCGUCACAGAGGAAAAGUGAAGGCUUUCCCCAAGGAUGACCCAUCCAAGCCCUGCAAGCUUACGGCUUUUCUUGGUUACAAGGCUGGGAUGACUCACAUCGUCAGGGAUGUCGAGAAGCCUGGCUCAAAGCUUCACAAGAAGGAGACUUGCGAGGCUGUGACCAUCAUCGAGGUGCCUCCAAUGGUGGUUGUGGGCGUUGUGGGUUAUGUCAAGACACCCCGUGGCCUUCGUUCCUUGAACACUGUGUGGGCUCAGCAUCUCAGUGAGGAGGUUAAGAGGAGGUUCUACAAGAACUGGUGCAAGUCCAAGAAGAAGGCCUUCGCGAAAUACUCCAAGACGUAUGACACUGAUGAAGGAAAGAAGAACAUUGAAGGACAGUUUGAGAAAUUGAUUAAAUAUUCUACUGUUAUUCGUGUUUUGGCUCACACUCAGAUUCGCAAGAUGAAGGGAUUGAAGCAGAAGAAAGCUCAUCUUAUGGAGAUCCAGGUUAAUGGUGGCACCAUUGCUCAGAAGGUUGAAUUUGCAAAAAGCUUUUUUGAGAAGCAAAUCCCUAUUGAUGCUGUUUUCCAGAAAGAUGAGAUGAUUGAUAUCAUUGGUGUAACAAAGGGUAAAGGUUAUGAAGGUGUAGUUACUCGUUGGGGUGUAACCCGUCUUCCUCGUAAGACUCAUAGGGGUCUUCGUAAGGUCGCCUGUAUUGGUGCCUGGCAUCCUGCUAGAGUCUCAUUUACAGUUGCGAGGGCUGGUCAGAAUGGAUACCAUCACCGUACUGAAAUGAACAAGAAAAUAUACAAGCUUGGAAAGGCUGGACAAGAGUCUCACACUGCUGUCACUGAGUUUGACAGGACUGAGAAAGACAUCACUCCAAUUGGUGGCUUCCCCCAUUAUGGUGUGGUAAAAGAUGACUAUAUUCUAAUCAAGGGAUGCUGUGUUGGACCCAAGAAGAGGGUUGUUACCCUUCGCCAGUCCCUGCUCAAGCAGACAUCUCGUCUUGCUCUCGAGGAUAUCAAGCUGAAGUUCAUCGAUACUUCCUCAAAGUUCGGGCAUGGUCGCUUCCAGACUACACAGGAGAAACAGAAGUACUAUGGACGACUCAAGGCAUAAAGUCGGCUAUCCAAGGCUUAGCUUUUACUUCUAUAUGCCAGUGGUUUUGCUGUUUUUCAUUGAAAGUACCAAGGAUUUUAGACUAGAUAUGAAGGUUCAAUUUGUAGCUGAUAUUUCAAUAUUCCAACGUCUCCAAUUCAAUACUCAAAUUUAGUCUUUCCUU